Nelumbo nucifera (sacred lotus) is the source of this 2128-nucleotide messenger RNA. Lineage: Eukaryota; Viridiplantae; Streptophyta; Magnoliopsida; Proteales; Nelumbonaceae. The record is from RefSeq and is a predicted model, not a curated record.
UAUUGGUUUUUCUCCUUUCAGUAGCUCAUACCAGACAAGUAGACCAAUUAAUCAAGCUGGCUAGCCGCGAAGGUUCAUGCUUCUCUGCACCUAAUAGCUAUAUAAGCAUGAGUACCAUCUCUCUGAUCUUGCAUUACUCUCAGACCAUUACAUACCCGGUCAUUAAUUGAUAUCCCCUUCACUCUGCGCCAACUUCUGCAACCCAAGCAAUCCAGACAUGAAAGACCUCACAUACACCCAACUCUUCCAAGCUUCCAUUGCAGUUCUCUUAACCUCAACCCUCCUCGUUCAUACCCUCUUAUCCGGCACCACACUCACCCACAUCCUCGGUUUCCUCUCCCACAACCUCACAGUCUCGCUGUCCUGCGCCUGGUGCCUAUUCAUCUCCAUUAUCUACUACCUCUUUACCCGCCCACGUCCAGUCUUGAUGCUAGACAACACCUGCUUUAAACCCAGCUUCGACCGUAGGCUGAGUCUCGAGGUCUGUGAGUAUUUUGUGCGUCGGAGUAGACGCUUCAACAGCACAAGCGAAGAAUUCAUGCGAGGCAUUUAUCUCAAGUCUGGCCUGGGUGAGGAAACUUAUGCACCUCCCUUCAUCUUCCAGACAGACUACGAAGCCAAGCUGCAAUCCGCCAUUCAAGAAUCCCAAGAAGGGAUGUUCUCUACCGUUGAUUCUCUCCUGGCUAAAACCCAGAUCGACCCACAGCAGAUUGACAUCGUCGUCGUCACCUCUGGCUCCUUCGCGCCCUCUCCAUCUCUGUCGGCACUUAUAGUUAACCGUUAUAAGCUGAGACCCGACGUUAAGACCUUCAACUUGAGCGGCAUGGGUUGUAGUUCUGGAGUCAUGUCCAUUGACAUGGCUGCUAAGCUCCUGAGCAGCAGUAGGCGUGUCAGGUAUGCACUCGUCGUGGUCACCGAGAGCAUCAGCUUGAAUUGGUACUUCGGCGAUGACCGCUCCAUGCUCGUCACCAACUGUAUCUUUCGUGUCGGUUGCGCUGCCGUCAUGAUGACCAAUGACCCGAGUCGCCGGCAGGAAGCCAAGAUGGAACUCGUUAGUUCGCUCAGGACUCACCAUGGUGCAGACGACAGCUGCUACACAGCGGCGUUUCAGCAAGAAGAUGAGAUGGGUAACCUUGGGGUGACGCUCAAGAAGGAUUUGAUUCGGGUUGCAGGCCUUGGCCUGCGUGCUCACAUCCAGUCGCUUGCACCCCGAGUUCUCCCUCUGAGUCAACUCGUCUCGUAUGCGUACUCGGUUCUGAUGUGUGCACUAUCACGCGGCGACUCAAAGCCAAUGGUGCCGGAUUUCACGACGGCGUUCGAUCACAUCUGUAUCCACACGGGUGGGAAGGCUGUGAUUCAACAGGUGUCGCGAGUGCUUCGACUCAGCGGCGAGGUGACUGAGCCGGCUCGGAUGUGCUUGCACCGAUUCGGUAACACAUCCAGUAGUCUGGUGUUUUACGAGUUGGCUUAUUUUGAAGCCAAACAGAGGUUGAAGCGAGGUGACAAGAUGUGGAUGCUGGCGUUUGGGACGGGGUUCAAGGUGUGUAGCCUCGUCUGGAAAUCACUGCGAGAUUCGUAUUUAGACUCUGAGAAUCCAUGGAACGAUUGCAUUCAUCGAUACCCAUUAAAGAACUAGUAAGGUAAGGUAGGAAGAAGAGAGAACAGAAGAAGAAAGAAAAGAGAGAAGAAAAAAAAAAAGAGAAUUUGUGAAAUAAUUAUAAUCCCAGAAUAGAAUAGCUCUAUAUUCUUAUAAAAAUAAAACCCAAUAUGACUGUAUUAAUUCUUGUGUUCAUUGAUUAUGCAUUUAAGGAUUACCAACACAGAUUGCAGAGGUGGGGACUCAUGUUGGCUCUCAAUAAGUAUUUUUCAAGAGAAAAGAUCGAUGGAGGCUAGUUGCCUUAAAUAUGUGAUCAAUCUCAUGAAGUUAACUACAGAGGUCAACAAUAUUGGGUGGGUAAGAAUCCAUUACCCAGAGAAGAAUUCUCAGGGUCAUCCAUCACCUUGCUCAAUGCUUUUGCUUCUUCAUUGAAUUGUAAACAGUGCUUGAUUAUUGAAAAUCCCCUGGAUUUGUUCCAUAUUUAUCUGUUCAUCUUUUAGUCUCUGAAAUAAAACUGUUCAUUUAGCAAAA